AUGGUGUAUCGCCGCUGGAGCAGGGAAGAGGGCUGGCAGCUGGACGUUGUUUACUGGCGUGGAGGAGAGAGCAGCAGUGAGGAAGGUGAGGGAGAAGGUAUUGGCGCUGAGUGUCUUGUGUCUGGGUGCCCGCUGACUGGACACCCGGACACAAGACUCCAAAACCGGACUGUCCAGGGGAAAACCGGAUGGGUAGCAACCCUAGGAGGAGGCUCUCAGAUAUUUUUGAGAUGUUGCCAGGAAACAGGAUAUAAGCAUCUUAUAUUUGAGCAACCAACUCCAGUUUACUCAAACGUUAGGCAGCUCAUGGAGAUAAUGGCUCCAACACUCUACCUUAUGAUCCUGAUGACACCUUGUCUGGUAACAACAGAUUUGGCUCUGAGGCUAAUAAAUGGAGGAAGAAGAUGUGCUGGUCGGGUAGAAAUCUUAUUUAAUGAUCAUUGGGGAACAGUGUGCGAUGAUAUGUGGGAUAUGACCGAUGCAGAAGUUGUGUGCCGCCAAAUGGGUUGCGGCAAACCAAUUUCAGUAAACCUAAAUGCAUAUUAUGGACAAGGAAAAGGAAACAUUUUACUAGAUGAUCUGAAUUGUCGGGGAAAUGAAACUCAUCUGUGGUCCUGCCCCCACCGAGGACUGGGCACUAGUAACUGUGGUCACGCUGAGGAUGCUGGAGCCACCUGUUCAGACAUGCCACUUUCUCUUAGGCUGGUAAAUGGAGGGGAUCGAUGUGCUGGUCGAGUGGAAAUCUUCUACAAGGGGGAAUGGGGGACGGUGUGUGACGAUUUUUGGGACAAGAGUGAUGCACAGGUUGUAUGCAGACAGCUGGGCUGUGGCUGGGCUGUUUCAUCUCCUGGGAGUGCAAGUUAUGGACAAGGGCAAGGACCAAUCAUACUAGAUAAUGUGAACUGCAGCAGUAAUGAAGACUUUUUGUGGAAUUGCCCCCAUCAAGGGCUUAAAAGUCACAAUUGUCGUCAUAGAGAGGAUGCUGGAGUACUUUGUUCAGCUGGAGCCGGACAGUGCCCGCUCCCCAACAGCCCCCAUAUCAUAAUUGGGCCGGACAGAGCCCCCAGCGUGGCCGCAUACCACCUCUCAACGUCACCGCCAACCCUGCAUCCCACCUUCCUAGUGACGGCCAUCUCUCCUAAGAUCCCUCAGGAAAUCAUUACUGAACUGCAGCCACAUUCCCGAUCUCCUGCUCCGGGUGGCAGCAGAGAUAUGGCUCUGAGGUUGGCCAAUGGCAUAAACCGAUGUGUUGGACGUGUGGAAAUCUUCUAUGACAGAGAAUGGGGAACAGUGUGUGAUGAUUCUUGGGAUCUAACAGAUGCUCAGGUUGUAUGCCAGCAGCUAGGUUGUGGCAGAGCUAUUUCAUUUCAUGGCAGUGCUUAUUUUGGCCAAGGAACAGGACCCAUUAUUCUGGAUGAUGUGAAUUGCAGAGGUGAUGAAAAUGUGUUAUGGGACUGCCCUCACCGAGGGCUGAAACAGCACAACUGUAACCAUAAUGAGGAUGCUGGAGUCAACUGUUCAGGUUCAGCAUAUCCUACAGGCAAGUACAAUUUUUACUUAGGCUACCUGAAGAUACUUAUGAUCCAUGCAGUUAUCCAGUGUGAAACGUUGCUUCUGCGCAGUAGCUUCCUGUAUUAA
Molecule: messenger RNA, 1638 nt
Organism: Nanorana parkeri
Lineage: Eukaryota; Metazoa; Chordata; Amphibia; Anura; Dicroglossidae
Product: deleted in malignant brain tumors 1 protein-like
Exons: 8
Coding region: 1-1638 (545 amino acids)
Cellular component (GO): membrane
Source: RefSeq, a predicted model, not a curated record